CCCGAAUCGCUGACUGGCAGGUUCACAUAGUUGCCGUGCGUCUCUCUCUCCCCAUACAGUAUUUCCCUUCACAGCCCCGCUGUUUAGAUCGCCAUGAGUCCGCUGCCGCGUGCCAUGCCAUGCCGUACCGCGCACAAAUUGAUGGAUGGAUGCGCCAGUGGGUGGGCACCGACCCAGCAUCCUGCUGAGUCAGCACCGACCCAGCAUAAAGAAUGAACUUGUGGUGUGGCUCGCACAGAUUGAUGGAGUCAGCACAGCCUCUGCUGAGUAUCGGAUGUCCGUCCUCUAGCCUUCGCCUACCUCGUCCUGCUGCCUUUAUCUCCAUGGCAUUCGCAGACAGAGUAUGUGAAUAAGGGUUAUGCAAAGACCAUCGACAUACGGAUCUGUAGUACGGAUUUAAAGCCCGCUUAGAGUGCUCGCACGUCAGCGCGAUUCGAUCACGUACCAUUCGGUUCGCCCACAAUCCCGUCGUCUUCGUUAGGCUCAAACUACAUUGUUAAAGUAAAAUUCAAGAAGUCUUACCACCAAUUCCCAAUCGUGUUUUUUACUGAGGGUGUGCGGGGCACGUGACCAUGUCGCCAGGACGCCGAGCCGUUAGAGGCAACUCAGAAGUGAGCAUCCCGAGGCGCACUUUAUUCUGCUCAGCAUUCCCUGUAGCUAUGCUAACUCUGUUUAUUCUCUUCUCGAGCCUUACACUCGUUUCGGCCAGCUCCGAUCCGUUUGAAGUUUACACAGUACCUGUUUCGGAAGUUGGCGGCAUCCCUGAUAUAAGCAGCUCUUCCGUGUAUAACGUCGCUCGACGCGAAAAUCUUGAGGUUGUGAACACGUCGUCAAUCUUCAAUUUCUGCUGGCGCGACACGUACACGCGGAAAUCCCGAGGCAAGAAGGGGUUAUCGAAAUGCGCGAUGAACCAGCAGAACGUUAUGGGCAAUUGCAUGCCCAAGUGCAAGGCGGGAUACCGGCCUGCCGGUUCGCUAUGCGUACAUGAUUGUAGCGCGUACGGCGGGAAGUGGACGAAUUGCGGCAUGGGCUGUGCGCCGAGCAAGGAGGAGUGCGCGAAAAACGUUUAUAAUCAGCUGACGACGACGGCGGUGUGGAUCGCCAACGUCGUCAUCCCGGGCUCUGCGAUCUUUUCUAGUCGCAUGAGCGCGAUCGGUGCUCCUGUCGCAAUGGUGGGAGAAUACUACCAGGAGCUACGGCGGAGUCAAGGGUAUUGCGCGCAUGACGCGCGGACCCGACGCGGUGAUUGCGCGCAAGACGAUGGAGAAGCGCGCGCUGGUCGCAAUGGUGACUGCGGCGCAUGCGCGGAAGCUCGACAAGAAGGGGGGAGUCGUCGGAAUCUUCUCCCCCAGGACCCAGAACAAGCCCGCCAAGUACCAGCAGUUCAGGCAGCAGAACAAGGUGCCCACUCAGAUGGCGACACGUGUCGCUGAUGUCAUCAUCAGAGCGCUAAGGAAGGAGAAGGCAGCCGUCAACAUCGAGGACCUGGCUAAAUACGAUCCGUCAGGGACGCUUCCUAUGCUGGUGGCAUACGGCCAUCCCCUGUGCAGCAAGAACGAGUGUGCAAAGUGCAACGUCACGUCCAACCCUUGCAUCGCCGGUUACACCUGUAACAGCGGCAAGUGCGGUAACCCUAUCCUCGAACCCGACGGCACCAGCUGUGUCGAGUCCGACUACCAAGGCAACACUUUUCCAGGCUUCUGCCAAUCCGGCACCUGCCAAAUCUCAGCCGUCCAAUCCUACUAUGGCGCCGCCCAAAAAAACUCCAUGUGGCUGCCCGAGGGCGUCAGCCUGCCCGCACUGCCCGAGCUGAAAAUUUCAGUCAGCCCGGGACUCGCUGGGACGAAUGGCAGCGCGGCAGGAUUCAUGGGCAGGAGUCUAGGGUUCUGGCACCGGUUGUCCCGGCAAUCCCGAAGCUGCACAUUUAAUAAUGGUGGAUGCGGGGUGUUUGCGUGUCGUGUUGACUACAGGAAGAAGAGGACAGCGUGUGUGAACCCCAAGAAAUUUGGCUUUGCAGCAGCGCCUAUGGGUGUUGAUUUCCCCCACGGAUCAACCAUCAAAUACUCCUUCCCUACAGCACCAGCGAAGUGCAUCCAAAAAUGCAAAAAGAUUCAGGCUUGUACACUUGCGGUUACCACAGUAGGCCGAGAAUGCUGGCUGAAAUCUUCAGUAGGGAAUGCUACUGCCAGCAUCAUCUCAUUCCAAAGUUACAAGAAAUUGUAGAGAUGUCAUGAGUGGUGCAAUAUGUAUUGUGUGUAAGGAAAAUCCCUUUCCCUUAUCGAGCAUCACUAACAUCGAGUACAGCACUCACUUUCGGAAGCCCAGGCUAGACCGGACAAUUCAGGUUCGAACUACGGUACGUUCGAGACCCCAAGCCUACACGCGGCGUCACGUCCGACACUUCCAAGUCCCGAGGCGCCCCGAACCACCUCGCGUGUGUUUCGUGGCCUUCCUCGAGGCUCUCUUGCUAGGCUAGAUGUGCUUGUAUUUAGCCC
Messenger RNA from Closterium sp. NIES-67, 2495 nucleotides. The record is from the annotation of a GenBank genome assembly. NCBI's taxonomy places the organism in Eukaryota, Viridiplantae, Streptophyta, Zygnematophyceae, Desmidiales, Closteriaceae.